UCAAGAGGGUUGAAAGUUAGAUUGCUGAAAGCGAAAGGAGCAAAAGUGUAAAUUAAGAAAUGAGCAGGGUAUUAAAAUCCCGCGAAGAAACAUCCAUCCAUCCAUCCUCCAUUGAUAUCUGACUCUGUCAACAAUGAGUGGAUUGUACGAAUCGAUAGAUGAGUUCUUGAAUAAGUGUUCAGAGUCAGGUGACUCCGCUUACAGCGCAUUAAGAUCAUUACUGGAGCGCCUCGAGAAUCCGGAGACGCGAAUUGCAGCCAGGGUCUUCUUCGCACGUCUACAAAAAAAGCUCCACGAUGAUGGAGCCUCCUCACAACAUUGCCUCCAAACUUAUCAUUUUCAAAUCCAGGAUAUAUACCUCCAGCCUGAUGAAGGUUACCAGAAUAGAAAAAAAUUAACAAUGAUGGUGAUACCAAGCAUCUUUAUGCCAGAGGACUGGUCCUUCACUUUCUUUGAGGGAUUAAACAGACAUCCAGACUCUAUCUUCAAGGAUAGGACUGUUGCAGAGCUUGGUUGUGGAAAUGGAUGGAUUUCCAUAGCCAUUGCUGACAAGUGGUUGCCAUCCAAGGUUUAUGGCCUUGAUAUAAAUCCAAGAGCAGUAAAGAUUUCAUGGAUAAAUUUGUAUUUAAAUGCUUUUGAUGAGAAUGGACAGCCUGUUUUAGACCAGGAGAACAAGACUUUGCUUGACAGGGUAGAGUUUUAUGAAUCUGAUCUGCUAUCUUACUGUAGAGAUAACCACAUAGAGCUUGAACGGAUUGUCGGAUGUAUACCGCAGAUUCUUAACCCAAAUCCAGAUGCAAUGUCGAAGAUUAUCACAGAAAAUGCUAGCGAGGAGUUUCUACAUUCACUAAGUAACUAUUGUGCACUUCAGGGGUUUGUUGAGGAUCAGUUUGGUUUAGGUCUAAUUGCUAGGGCUGUUGAAGAAGGAAUUGAUAUUAUUAAGCCAAUGGGAAUCAUGAUCUUCAAUAUGGGAGGGCGUCCUGGGCAAGGUGUUUGUCAACGUUUAUUCGAACGUCGUGGGCUCCGUGUUAACAAGCUUUGGCAGACCAAAAUUCUUCAGGCUUCUGACACUGACAUUUCAGCUUUAGUCGAAAUUGAAAAGAAUAACCCACACCGUUUUGAAUUCUUCAUGGGUCUUGUUGGAGACCAGCCCAUUUGUGCUAGAACAGCAUGGGCCUUUGGAAAGGCUGGUGGACGCAUCUCUCAUGCUUUAUCUGUUUACAGCUGUCAGCUUCGCCAUCCUAAUCAGGUUAAGAAAAUUUUUGAGUUUCUGAAAAACGGCUUUCACGACAUCAGCAAUUCCUUGGAUUUAUCUUUCGAAGAUGAUUCUGUUGCGGAUGAGAAGAUCCCUUUUCUAGCAUACCUUGCUGGUGUUUUGAAUGACAGCUCCGGCUUUCCAUAUGAGCCUCCAAUUGGAAGCAAAAGAUUCCGUGAUCUUAUUGCGGGUUUUAUGAGAACAUAUCACCAUGUACCGCUCAGUGCUGAUAAUGUUGCUAUAUUUCCUUCAAGGGCUACUGCUAUUGAGAAUGCUCUCCGGUUGUUCACUCCACGUCUUGCCAUUGUUGAUGAACAUCUUACCCGACACUUACCCAGACAAUGGUUAACAUCAUUAGAAAUUGAGGAUAAAAAGGACAACAAAAGUGCAACAGAGGGAAUUACUGUUAUUGAAGCACCACGGCAGUCAGAUUUGAUGAUUGAGCUAAUAAAAAAGUUAAGGCCACAAGUGGUGGUCACAGGGAUUGCUCCAUUUGAGGCAAUUACCAGUUCAGCUUUUGAGCAUCUUUUACGUGUUACAAGGGAAAUUGGGUCUCGUCUGUUUAUAGACAUAUCUGACCAGUUUGAGCUUUCGAGCCUCCCCACUUCAAUUGGAGUUUUGAAAUAUCUUGCUAGAACUCCACUUCCUUCUCAUGCAGCCAUAAUAUGUGGCUUGUUAAGAAAUCAGGUGUAUACCGAUCUUGAAGUAGCUUUUGUGAUAUCCGAAGAACAAACUACAUUUGAUGCUUUGUCUAGGAGUGUGGAACUCUUACAAGGCAAUACUGCCCUAAUCAGUCAAUAUUACUAUGGUUGUCUUUUCCAUGAGCUUUUGUCCUUUCAGCUUCCUGAUAGACGUCCACCUGCAGAGAGAGACGCUGAGGAUGUGAAAUCCAGAGACAUGAUAGGAUUUUCAAGUUCAGCAAUCUCAGUUCUGAGCCAAUCAGAAUUGUCGGUUAGAGAAACAGAAAAAACAUCUAUACUUCACAUGGAUGUAGAUCAAAUAUUUCUGCCUACACCAACCCCAGUUAAGGCUGCAAUCUUUGAAAGUUUCGCAAGGCAGAAUGUAACCGAAUCCGAGUGUGAUGUCACACCCAACCUUACGCAAUUCGUAAAAUAUGCUUACAACUUCACAGUUGAGCACACUGCAGAAGUCAUAUAUGCAGACUUUCCCCUUGCUCUUUUCAAUAAACUUGUCCUCUGCUGCAUCGAAGAAGGGGGAAGCCUAUGCAUUCCAGCUGGAUCAAAUGGCUGUUAUCUAUCAGCUGCCAAGUUUUUAAAUGCAAACAUCGUGUCUAUACCUACACAGGCUGAAUUAGGUUUUAAACUAACCGAGAAGCAACUGAGUUUAGUAUUGGAGAGUGUUAAUAAGCCAUGGGUGUAUAUUUCGGGGCCAACAAUAAACCCAACAGGUUUGCUUUACAGCAAUGCGGAGAUGAAAAGCUUGUUGACAGUUUGUGCUAAAUAUGGGGCAAGGGUUAUUAUUGAUACUUCAUUCUCAGGUGUCGAAUUUAACUCCAAGGGUUGGGAUGGGUGGAAUUUGGAUGCAUGUUUAACUGGAAAACCGUCUUUUAAUGUGUGUUUGCUUGGAGGCUUGUUUUUUAAGAUACCUACAGGUGGGCUUGCAUACGGGUUUCUAGUUCUAAAGCAGGGAUUUUUGGCUGAUUCAUUUCAUAGUUUCUUGGGGUUGAAUAAGCCUCACAGCACUAUUAGGUAUACUGCAAAGAAAUUGCUUGAACUUGGAGAGCAGAAAUUGGAUUUAACGGGUGUUGCUCAAGAACAGGGAAUAAUGCUGGCUACUAGAUUUAACCGUCUCAAAGAGACACUCGAGAAAUGUGGAUGGGAGGUAAUUGAGGCUUGUGGAGGCGUUUCCAUGAUUGCAAAACCUUCUACUUAUCUUGGCAAAAGCAUUAAGCUGGAAAAAGAUGGUAAUACAUGGGAAGCCAAACUGAGUGACACCAACAUCCGAGAAGCAAUGCUGAGAGCCACAGGUUUAUGCAUCAAUGGACCUUCUUGGACUGGAAUUCCAGGAUACUGCCGAUUCACUUUAGCCCUGGAAGAUGGUGAUUUUGACCGAGCUUUGGAUUGCAUUCUGAAAUUCAAGCAACUUGUCAAAUAACUCCAGUCAAAUCUUAUUUCAUAUAAUAAGCCAUGCAUCUACUAUUUUGUGUUUUCCACAACUUUCAAGUGUUGUAUACACAUGUUUACAUCAUGUUAAAGAAAACUUCCUUUCUAGCGUUGUAUACAUCAUGUUAAAGAAAACUUCAUGGAUGUUAUAUACAAACAUUAUUUUAACUGAGUUUCACCACCGCAUAAUGGGUAUUAUUUG
This is a messenger RNA of Helianthus annuus (common sunflower), 3580 nucleotides long. Its product is annotated as methionine S-methyltransferase. Gene Ontology annotation, molecular function: pyridoxal phosphate binding; methyltransferase activity. The record is from RefSeq and is a predicted model, not a curated record. NCBI's taxonomy places the organism in Eukaryota, Viridiplantae, Streptophyta, Magnoliopsida, Asterales, Asteraceae. Gene Ontology annotation, biological process: biosynthetic process. The transcript has 11 exons. Bases 134 to 3370 code for a protein of 1078 amino acids.